AUGACCAAAAAAUGGGCCAAGGAUCAUUGGGGCCAAAUUCUGCGAGAAAGAAAACUUCAAGGCCUGCCCCGCUCGCAGAAGAAGCGUAAUUCCAACGACCUUUGGCAACUCAAGUUCACUCCUGAGGCUCGCCGGGACAUGCGCAAGGAUCCUGAGCUUCGGGCGAUGAUGCAGGUGCAGUUUGACGCUCACGGUCGGAUGACGAGCACCCGCGGUGGUACUGGUCACCUCUCUCCCAAGGCUCGGGAUACUUCUCGUCAGCUGUUUGGCUCUUCUGAUGCUGGCUCCUCGUCGCGUACUUGCGACCUCUCUCCUGCAAAGUUCCUCAUUAUUCGUGAGAAGACUCCCAAGGCUCGUUCUGUCCCUGAGCCUAUUGUUGAGGAGAGCGAGGAUGAUGAAUACCAGAACGGUAUCGAGACCCCAGAUAUCCCAGAGGGCGACGGUAUCUUCGAGGAUCUUACGUGGACAUACGUCAUGACUGCGGAAGGCUGGUUGAAAUUCGACCUGCCCGUGUUCCGCCCCUAA
This is a messenger RNA of Clonostachys byssicola, 525 nucleotides long. The record is from the annotation of a GenBank genome assembly. NCBI's taxonomy places the organism in Eukaryota, Fungi, Ascomycota, Sordariomycetes, Hypocreales, Bionectriaceae.